AUGUCUUCUGAUCCUUCAUUCGAGGAAGUAAAAGAAUAUAAUAUAGAACAACUUAUCACUUAUUUGCGAACAAAGAUCUUGAAUUUUGAAGAGAAUGAUUUUGCUAUAUUUCGUAAUCAGAGAAUUAAUGGUCAAACUAUUGUUAAUAUGACUCAGAAGGGGUUUAGUGAACCUCCCUUUAACUUUGUUUAUGGAAUAGCUAAGAAUCUUAGCAAUUUGAUCGAUGAAUUAAAAAGCCAAAGAAGUCUUUCUCUUAAUGAAAUUUUAUCAUAUAUUCUGCCACCUAUCAAAUAUCCUCCUUAUGCUAGUACCUCAAUUUCCUCAACAAAAGUGUCUGGUGAUUGGCCUAUAAAAAUCAUGCGUUGGAAAGAAUUUAAAAGUGAAGCAAAUGAGUACAACUUCGUUGGACAAGAAAAAUUUGAGAGGCCAUACUUAAUUGAAAAUUUAAAAGCAAUUGUUAAAUCUAAUGUUGAAACUGCUAUGGAAGUAAAUAUAUUUCAUAUAUUAAACACAGUUUUAAAAAAAUACAAGUUUGAGAAACAAAAUGAUUUGGACUUUUUAAAGGACACUUAUAUUAGUCCUUUUAAACCAGAUUACACUUGUUAUCUUAAAACAAUUAAUAAUUUAUUGAAGCAAAUCUUAGCAAUCGAAAUUAGGAGAUAUAUUGUUAUAGAGGGUUUUGAGAAUUUUGAUGAUGAAGACCUAAAAAGGCAAAGUUUUAGCAGACCCUUGCAUGAUGUAAUUGAGCAAUUAUACAAUUACAUGUCAGUAUUAGAACUUCAAUACGGAAUACUUUCAAGUUAUGAUUAUCAUUGGUUUUUUUAUCGACCAAAAAAUAAUAAUACAGAGCUUUACAUUUCACAUCCUCUUAAACAUGACUCAACUGAUCCACCAGUGCUUAAGGCAUAUGCAUAUCUAGCUCUAUUAGCAGAAAGAGAUCCCAAAUCUCCUCAUCAUAAUAUAAUUAAUCAUAAUAAAAGGCAAAAUAGUAGAAUACAAAAUUUACUAUUACAAAAUUCUGAGAAUAUCCAGAUUUCUAGAAGUAUAGGUAGUUCUUAUUAUAGCUCAAAUGCAAUAUCUAUGUUUUUUGGCCAUUGGAAAACAUGGCAACAAGAUUAUAAUAAAAUUACGGAACAGGAUUUUGAUUUCUCUGAAUUUAAGUUUAAGAGUUUUUUAGGAUGUGGACAAACUGGAGGAACUUAUGCAUGUGAAUUCUAUGGACAAAUAAUAGCUUUGAAGGUUUUAAAUCUUUAUAAGAAUAGCCAAUUUCUUAAUCAAAUGCAAAAAGAAAUCGAAAUAUACAAACUUCUUUUUAAAAUUCAAGAAAUAUAUAUUCCAAAAUUGGUAUGUUAUGGUUAUUAUGAAAUUGGAUAUGUUAUGGGUAUAACAAUUGUUGGUACUAAGUUGAGUUUCCAUAAGAUAGAACAAUGGCAAAAAAAUAAGGCUCUCAGGGCAUUAGAAAUAAUUCAUAGUCAUAAUAUUCUCCAUAAUGAUAUUCGAGAAGAAAAUAUCUUAAUCAAUGAAAAAAAUAAUAUAUAUAUUAUUGAUUUUGGGAAGUCAAUUAAAACUGAUAAAAAGAAUCUAUUUUGUAAAGAAAAAUCUGAAUUAUCCCAUUUAUUAAAUUACUAUAUGUAA
Messenger RNA from Rhizophagus irregularis DAOM 181602=DAOM 197198, 1635 nucleotides. The record is from RefSeq and is a predicted model, not a curated record. NCBI's taxonomy places the organism in Eukaryota, Fungi, Glomeromycota, Glomeromycetes, Glomerales, Glomeraceae.